CCACAAGGCUCAACUGUCACUCGAAGGAACCCGGCCCUUUCUCCCCUCCAACUUCUGCGGCGAAGCAUCGCAAGUUGCCCCUCAUGGCUCUAGUCAUAACUUCCAACAAUGCUAUAUCUUCCACGUCCCUUCGAAGACUCCCUCCAGCCGGCCUUCUUGAGGACCGUUUGACCCUCCGAGAGACCUCUGUGAAGCAGUGGCAGGGCUCAGCACACGCGCCUGGACAUCAUAUUGGAACUGGCUCUCGAGGGCCUCACUAUAGGCAGAGAGAGCAGACUACUUCGAUCCACAGUAUAUAAGUCACACAAGUGCCGCUAUGGCGUUCCUAUUCCAACAGCUUCCUCCCACCCAUCCUCAUGUCUGCGCCAGUCUCCCGCUUUCAAAAGCUCUCACUCUCUCAAGACAUGCAGUCUCACGGAGAUCUUGCACCUGCACAAUCCGGAGGGAAAGGCAAAGGAAAAGCCCCAAUGGGUAGUGGUGGAUCGGCAAGCCUGGCUCAGAUCUUGAACCCUAACGAGUCCGACGAUGAGAUGGGCCAGGAAGAAGCACCGGACGACGUUCAGGAGGAAGUACCAGAUGAAGGAACCCGAAGUGGGCGAGUUUUUGCACUCAACCAUUGCCGCCAAUUCGAUACCUUCUACGCCUUCCAGAUAGCGUACGCCGAAGUCGAGAGAAUUUCGAUUCGCAUCAGCACGACCGGACCAAUAUGCUCCUCGAAUACCUGCAGCGGAGGAGAGCAAUGCUGCCAUAUCGAAUGGCUUCUGGAGCAGUUGUCCAAUGCAAUUCCGGAUACGCUUGAGGUCACCGAUAUAACGACGUAUGAACAGAUCUCUGCGGUAGGGCUGGACACCGUAUGCGAAGAACUUCAAUUCGAGCUCCGAGAAGGUCCAGAAUCCGACACCGAAGAUACAUGGCAAUUGAAGAAAGUACAUUCGACCUCUGGACUUGGCAGACAGACGAGACGUAUGCUGAAAGAGAGGAUGCACGCCGUACGCGAUAUAAUGGCUACGUUAUCAUCCGAUACCCUCCUUACAGACGACUAUCGAGGUGAUAUCUUCAAUACUCCUGGAGACAUGUCCCCGAAGUUGAUUCUCGGGGAUCUGGAAGCAACAAUUUCCAGACUCCUCUUCUCCAACGACGACAUGUUUUAUCACUUCAAGACCCUAGUUCCUAAAGACUUACGAGCUAGAAGCUACUUCACGAAGGCCCUUCUCAAAGCCCAAGCGACAAUUGCCGCCCUCGACAAAUAUGCUGAGCAGGGGCCUGUUGAUGGUCCUUUCGAUCUAAUAUGGUGUGCAGACACCUUGAUCAAGCUCGUCGACUCCAUAAACUUCAAUAUUGUGCAGCGACAGCCUCUAAGUUCAGUAGCUAAACAGGAAGCUGCAAAAGCAUUGGUGGGGAUCCUUGAUAUGGUAAUCAAUCGCAACUACGAAAUUUACCCCAAAGAUCCCUCAUGGAGUCGACGACGAGCACAUGCGGAGCCAACGCGGGACCGAAAUCUCUACGAGCGCCUUAUUCGGAGUCCACCUGAGAACCGCCCUGUUGAUUUCGUUCUCAGCGCCUUGCAAAAUCUACCUGAGGCAAAGCCUUACAUCGAUCAGUUACAAGGCUUGCUCGGUAUUCUCAAACAGAUAGGCUGGUCCUCACCUGAACCCUACAAAAUCAAGUUGGGGGGGAUAAUUGAACAGCUGAGGGGGGUUCCACCUAAUGCUAUACCAAGAGCCCCGCAGCUGAGCUCAAGUGCUCUUGAACCCGGAGAAAGGGCACUUCAGGCUGCUCCAAGUCUUCUCAGUGCUGCGCCAAGUAGUUCAGGGGCUGGUCCCAGUACUUCCGGUGCCGGUCCAAGUACUUCUUCUGGCAAGAGGCCUGCUAAAUCUAGCGACAGGAAGGCCAAUAAGCGCAUGAAAUGAAUGAACAUGGUUUCGUGGAGGAUUUAAUGCUUUCUUUGGUAUUUGGUGGAGGAUAUUCCGUUCUUGUGUUUAUGUUGAUAUCUUCAGUCUUUACCUCUUCGAUAGCUUUCUCGGACACUCAUUUCCUACCUUUCGUAUCAAAUAUUAUUCUUGAUAGAUUUUGCCUAGGUCGUCUUUGAUAGAUGCUAUAUUCCAAUUUAUGUGAUCC
Molecule: messenger RNA, 2118 nt
Organism: Mollisia scopiformis
Lineage: Eukaryota; Fungi; Ascomycota; Leotiomycetes; Helotiales; Mollisiaceae
Exons: 1
Coding region: 357-1910 (517 amino acids)
Source: RefSeq, a predicted model, not a curated record